AUGGUUCAUAAAACCAACGCCUACGCCAAACCGAAGGAGGGGCUUUCCAGCCAGUUGCCAGUUGCAGUCCACCAAGACCACAGACCGCGACUGGCUGGUGCCAGUUCCAUAAAAAUGGCCGUCAACAUCAUCGCGCCCGCCACCGCCCGCCUCCGCGGUUGCGAGGACGAUGGCCUUGUCUGCCUCGAGACUGAGGAUGGCGCCGCCUAUCAAGGCUACAGCUUCGGUGCCAAGAAGUCCAUUGCUGGAGAGCUCGUCUUUCAAACCGGCAUGGUUGGCUACCCAGAGUCGGUCACCGACCCUUCCUACCGUGGACAGAUCCUCGUUAUUACCUUCCCCUUGGUUGGUAACUACGGUGUGCCCUCGCGCGAGACCGUCGACGAGCUCCUUGGCGAUCUGCCCGCCCACUUCGAGUCUGCCCAGAUCCAUGUUGCUGCUCUGGUUGUCGCCUCGUACUGCGGCGAGGACUACUCCCACUUCCUCGCCCAGUCCUCCCUCGGCUCCUGGCUCAAGGAGCAGGGUGUUCCCGCCAUGUACGGCGUCGACACUCGCGCUUUGACUAAGAAGAUCCGCGAAAAGGGUAGCAUGCUCGGAAAGUUUCGCCUCGAGAUUUCUGGCACUGCCAAUGGCACUGCCAGCGACGAGCGCACUCACACCACCCUCGACGCUUUUGAGAAGAUCGAAUGGUCCAACCCCAACGUCGACAAUCUUGUUGCUCAGGUAUCCGUCAAGACCCCCAAGCUCUACAAGCCCCACGCUUCUUCUGUGCGCAAGCACCCCUCCGGCCGCGCCAUUCGUGUCCUGUGCGUCGACGUCGGUAUGAAGUACAACCAGUUGCGCUGCUUCCUCAAGCGCGGAGUUGAGGUCAUGGUCUGUCCUUGGGACUACGAUCUGACCAAGGCCGCCGGCGAAGAGUACGACGGUCUCUUCAUCUCCAACGGUCCCGGUGACCCCGCGGUCCUCGAAACCACCGUCAAGAACAUUUCUGCUGUCAUGCAAAAGAACAAGACUCCCGUUUUUGGUAUCUGCUUGGGUCAUCAGCUCCUGGCUCGUGCCUCCGGUGCUGCCACCAAGAAGAUGAAGUUUGGCAACAGAGGCCACAAUAUUCCCUGCACGAGUCUCGUCUCGGGCAAGUGCCACAUUACUUCUCAGAACCACGGGUUUGCCGUCGACGCCGAGACUCUACCUACUGACUGGAAAGAGCUCUUUGUCAACGCCAACGACGGUAGCAACGAGGGUAUUAUGCACGUGGGCAAACCCUACUUCAGUGUCCAGUUUCACCCUGAGAGCACUCCUGGCCCUCGCGACACCGAAUUCCUCUUUGACGUCUUUAUCAACACAAUGGCCAGCUGUGCCGAGAACCCAUCCCUCCUGCAGUCUCCUGUCAGCUUCCCUGGCGGCGCUAUCGAGGAGAACGAGAGACUCCACCCCCGCGUCUCGGUCAAGAAAGUUCUUGUUCUUGGUUCUGGUGGUCUUAGCAUCGGCCAGGCCGGUGAGUUCGACUACUCUGGUAGUCAGGCUAUCAAGGCUCUCAAGGAAGAGGGCAUUUACACCGUCCUCAUCAAUCCUAAUAUCGCCACCAUCCAGACCUCCCGGGGCUUGGCUGAUAAGGUCUAUUUCCUGCCCGUCAACGCCGAGUUUGUCCGCAAGGUCAUCAAGUACGAGCACCCUGACGCCAUUUACUGCACAUUCGGUGGCCAAACUGCUCUGCAGGUCGGUAUCCAGCUCAAGGACGAGUUCGAAGCGCUUGGCGUCAAGGUUUUGGGUACACCAAUUGAUACAAUCAUCACUACCGAGGACCGUGAGCUUUUUGCUCGCAGCAUGGAGUCCAUUGGCGAAAAGUGUGCCAAGUCUGCCUCCGCCAAUAAUAUUGACGAGGCGCUCGCUGCUGUCAGGGAUAUUGGGUUUCCUGUCAUUGUCCGCGCCGCCUAUGCACUUGGUGGUCUAGGCAGUGGUUUUGCCAACAAUGAACAAGAACUUCUUGAUCUCUGCCACAAGGCCUUCGCCGCCAGUCCCCAGGUUCUGGUAGAGCGCAGUAUGAAGGGUUGGAAGGAAAUCGAGUACGAGGUUGUCCGCGACGCCCAGGACAAUUGUAUUACUGUUUGCAACAUGGAAAACUUUGACCCUCUUGGUAUUCACACCGGUGAUUCCAUUGUCGUUGCACCUUCACAAACUCUCUCCGAUGAGGACUACAACAUGCUUCGCACCACUGCCGUCAAUGUCAUUCGCCACCUAGGCGUUGUCGUCAACGCCCGUCUGUCGCGUUCUUCUGCACUGGCCUCGAAGGCCACCGGCUACCCUCUGGCGUUUAUUGCCGCCAAGCUUGGUCUCGGCAUCCCUCUCAAGGAGAUCAAGAACUCCGUCACCAAGGUCACCUGCGCCUGUUUUGAGCCUUCUCUCGACUAUGUCGUUGUCAAAAUGCCUCGCUGGGACUUGAAGAAGUUCACCCGUGUCUCUACUCAGCUUGGAUCUUCUAUGAAGAGUGUUGGUGAGGUCAUGAGUAUUGGCCGCACCUUCGAGGAAGCCAUUCAGAAGGCUAUUCGCUCUAUUGACUUCCAUAAUCUUGGAUUCAACGAGACCAAGGCUCUCAUGGCCAUUGAUGAUGAGCUACAGACCCCCUCUGACCAGCGUCUCUUUGCCAUCGCCAAUGCUAUGCACCAGGGGUACACUGUCGAUAAGAUUUGGGAGCUGACCAACAUCGACAAGUGGUUCCUCCGCAAGCUCAAGGGUCUGAGCGACUUUGGCAAGAACUUGUCUCAAUAUACUGCAGCGGACUUCGCCAAGGCCCCCUCUCUGCUUCUCCAGGCCAAGAGACUUGGUUUCUCCGACUCUCAGGUCGCCAAGUUUGUUAGCUCCAACGAGAUGGCCAUUCGCAGACUCCGACUCGAUGCUGGUAUCCACCCAUUCGUCAAGCAGAUUGACACUGUUGCUGCCGAGUUCCCUGCUUUCACAAACUACCUGUACCUGACGUACAACGCCUCUGAGCACGACGUUAGCUUUGAUGAUCAUGGUAUUAUGGUUCUUGGCUCUGGUGUCUACAGAAUCGGUUCGUCAGUUGAGUUUGAUUGGUGCUCUGUCCGCGCCAUUCGCACCCUGCGCGCCACUGGCUUCAAGACUGUCAUGGUGAAUUACAACCCUGAGACCGUAUCAACAGAUUACGAUGAGGCCGAUAGGCUUUACUUUGAAAACAUUAAUCUGGAGACUGUUCUCGAUAUUUACGGCCUUGAGAGUGCCUCUGGUGUUUUGGGUGCCAUGGGUGGCCAGACCCCCAACAACAUCGCCCUUCCCCUCUACCGCGCCGGCGUCAAGAUCCUGGGCACAUCCCCCGAAAUGAUUGACAAUGCUGAGAACCGAUACAAGUUCUCUCGUAUGCUGGACCGCAUUGGUGUCGAUCAGCCUACCUGGAAGGAGCUUACCAGCUUCUCAGAGGCGAAGGCUUUCUGUGACAAAGUCUCGUACCCGGUUCUUGUCCGUCCUUCAUACGUGCUUUCUGGCGCUGCCAUGAACACUGUCUACUCCGAGAAGGAUCUGGAGUCGUAUCUCGCUCAGGCUGUCGAAGUUUCUCGUGACCACCCUGUUGUCAUUACCAAGUACAUUGAGAAUGCCAAGGAAAUUGAAAUGGAUGCUGUUGCCAAGGACGGCAUUGUUGUUGGUCAUUUCAUCUCCGAGCACGUUGAGAACGCUGGCGUCCACUCUGGUGACGCGACCCUGAUUCUGCCCCCUCAAGAUCUUGAGCCUACCACUAUUGCCCGCAUUGAGGAUGCUACCCGCAAGAUUGGUGCCGCUUUGAACGUAACUGGUCCUUUCAACAUCCAGUUUAUUGCAAAGGACAACGAUAUCAAGGUCAUUGAGUGCAAUGUUCGGGCAUCUCGAUCGUUUCCCUUCGUCUCCAAGGUCAUGGGCGUCGAUCUGAUUGAAAUGGCCACCAAGGCUAUCACUGGCCAGCCCUUCCAGGAGUACCCCCCCACUGACCUCGCCCCCAACACCGUCGGUGUCAAGGUUCCUCAGUUCAGUUUCUCGCGUCUUUCUGGUGCCGACCCCGUGUUGGGUGUGGAAAUGGCUUCCACAGGCGAAGUUGCUUGCUUCGGCGUUGACAAGAAUGAGGCCUACCUCAAGGCUUUGCUUUCCACUGGCUUCAAAAUUCCCAAGAGGAACAUUCUCCUGUCCAUUGGUUCCUUCAAGGACAAGAAGGAAAUGCUGCCGUCUGUGCAGAAGCUCCAGCGUCUCGGAUACAAGCUCUUUGCCACGGCUGGUACCGCUGAUUUCCUCCAGGAACACGGCGUUCCCGUCCAAUACCUCGAGGUUCUGGGCAACGACGAGGACAGAAACUCCGAGUUCUCUCUGUCUCAGCAUCUUGCAAACAACAUGAUCGAUCUGUACAUCAACCUGCCAUCAAGCAACAAGUAUCGCCGUCCUGCCAACUAUGUCAGCAAGGGCUACCAGACUCGUCGCAUGGCUGUCGACUACCAAGUUCCUCUGGUUACCAAUGUCAAGAACGCCAAGAUUCUCAUUGAGGCCAUUGCCCGCUCUUUCGAGCUCAAUAUUUCGGGACGCGAUUUUCAGACUAGCCAUCACACUGUUGUUUUCCCUGGCUUGAUCAACAUCGCUGCGUUUGUUCCUGGCAUCGUUUCUCCUCACAGUGCUGAUAUCCAGACCGUCAGCAAGGCCUCCAUUGUCGCUGGUUUCAGCAUGAUUCGCCUUAUGCCUCUUGGGGUUGACGGCUCCAUCACUGACGCCAUUACGCUGAAGGUUGCUCAGCAGAACAGCGCUGCUGGCGGACACUGCGACUACAACUUCUCCAUCUCUGCCACCAGCAACAAUGCUGAGCAGAUUAGCACUGUCAUAGGAGAGGUAGGCUCACUGUUCAUCCCUUUUAACCAUCUGUCUGGUUCGGGUAACAUCAGCAAGGUCGCUGCUAUGACCGCCCACUUUGACGCCUGGCCCACCAACAAGCCCAUGGUCACUGACGCCAAGUUCACUGACCUCGCCUCAAUUCUGCUGCUUGCCAGUCUUCACAGUAGACGCAUUCAUGUCACAUCUGUUUCCACCAAGGAUGACAUCCGCCUGAUCUCUCUCAGCAAGGCCAAGGGUCUCCAGGUUACCUGUGAUGUCUCUAUCUACUCGAUGUUCCUCUCCCAGAAGGACUUUCCCACUGCCGACUUCCUCCCUACCACCGAGGAUCAAGCCGCUCUCUGGGAGAAUCUGGAGACCAUUGAUGUCUUUUCUGUUGGCAGCCUGCCUUACCAGCUGGCUACCUCGCUGGGCCAUAAGGGUGAUCCUUCCAUGGGGAUUUCUGAGGCUCUUCCGCUGCUGCUUACGGCUGUCACCGAGGGUAAGCUCACUAUUGAUGACAUCAAGGCUCGUCUAUACACCAACCCCAAGGAGAUUUUCGAGCUUCACGAGCAGACUGGUACCGCCGUCGAGGUUGAGGUUGACCGUGCUUUUGAGGUUGCCAAAGGCUCUUUCUGGUCUCCUCUGGAGGGCCGCCGUCUGCAUGGCUCUGUUCGCCGUGUCACCUUCCAGAACGCCACUCCCUGCUUGGAUGGCGAGGGCCUGAAUGUUCCUCCCACUGGCAAGGACAUGUCCUCGCACAUGAUGGUCCCCCAGACCCCUGCCAUGAAACCCGCUACUGCUGCGGUCUCGGUGGAGAGCCCCAAGGCUCGCCAGCAGGCUGCCUUCGGUACUCUCCGGCCUAUAGGCCGCCUUCGCGGCAUCACGUCCCCUCAGGCUCUGCCUGCUCUGGGCCCUCGUGGAGCAAUCGAGGAUCUUGGUCUGCCCCUGCAGGUCCAGCCUGCCACUAGCACCUCGUUGCAGAAGCUCUUGGCGCAGCCUUCCACUUUUAGAAACGCGCACGUGCUCUCUGUCAAGCAGUACUCGCGAGCUGAUCUUCACCUUCUGUUCACCGUGGCCCAGGAAAUGAGACUUGGCGUGCAGCGCGACGGUGUUCUGAACCUUCUUGGUGGUCGUGUUCUGUGCAACCUGUUCUAUGAGCCCUCCACCCGAACGUCGGCUUCCUUUGACGCUGCUAUGCAGCGUCUUGGCGGGCGAACCAUCAACAUUGAUACUUCCCAGUCUUCCGUCAAGAAGGGUGAGUCUCUGCAGGAUACACUCCGCACGCUGGCUUGCUACGGCGACGCAAUUGUUUUGCGCCACCCUGAGGAGAACUCUGUCAACAUUGCUGCGAAGUACUGCCCAGUCCCCGUUGUCAACGGUGGCAACGGCAGCAAGGAGCACCCCACCCAAGCUUUCCUGGAUCUGUUCGCCAUCCGUGAGGAGCUCGGUACUGUCCAGGGCCUGACCAUUACCUUCCUGGGUGAUCUCCUUUACGGCAGACCCGUGCACUCCCUGGUCUACCUCCUCCAGCACUACCAGGUCCAGGUGCAGCUCGUUGCCCCCAAAGGUCUGGAGCUGCCCGCCAAGAUCCGCGACCAGCUCGUUGCCUCCGGUCAGCUUCUGUGUGAGUCCGAGACUCUUACCCCCGAGAUUUUGGCCCGCAGUGACGUCCUUUACUGUACACGUGUGCAGCGUGAGCGCUUUGAUAGCGACGAAAAGUACCAGCAGGUCAAGAAUUCGUACUGCGUGGACAAUGCAACUCUGAAGAGCGCCAAGAGCACCACGGUUGUCCUGCACCCGCUGCCACGCAAUGAGGAGGUUGCCGAGGAGGUUGACUUUGAUCAGCGCGCGGCGUACUUUAGACAGGUAAGUCUGGAUAACGACUCUCCGUUAAACUCAUAUGCUAACCUUAUCCUCACAGAUGAGAUAUGGCCUUUACUGUCGGAUGGCACUGCUGGCUUUGGUCAUGGCCGGCUCUUGAGACAAGCUGUAUAUUAG
Molecule: messenger RNA, 6831 nt
Organism: Cordyceps militaris CM01
Lineage: Eukaryota; Fungi; Ascomycota; Sordariomycetes; Hypocreales; Cordycipitaceae
Product: bifunctional pyrimidine biosynthesis protein (PyrABCN), putative
Exons: 4
Coding region: 1-6831 (2276 amino acids)
Biological process (GO): 'de novo' pyrimidine nucleobase biosynthetic process; L-glutamine metabolic process; UTP biosynthetic process
Cellular component (GO): cytosol; cytoplasm
Molecular function (GO): metal ion binding; amino acid binding; dihydroorotase activity
Source: RefSeq, a predicted model, not a curated record